Messenger RNA from Chara braunii, 4515 nucleotides. Lineage: Eukaryota; Viridiplantae; Streptophyta; Charophyceae; Charales; Characeae. The record is from the annotation of a GenBank genome assembly.
CCGAGCUCGAUUCCCACAUGGGGCCGAUGAGUGAAAUAGUACAAUUUUAAAUAGAAAAAACGAUGGAGUAUGUACGGAAAGAUGGUUCAAAUUUGGAAUAAUAGACGGAGUAUAUACCAAAGGAUGGUUCAUCUGUCUGCUUGGUAGUGUCAAUAUCCGAAAGCCGAGCUCAGCUGGAGCGUUAACAUGCUCGAUCGGUAUGCUUCUUCCGGCUGAGCUGUUGAUGCGGCGAUCAGCUGGGGAGUUAGGAACGGAUGCGAGGAACAAGAAAUGUGUGGCUCCUGGGUGGAAGGAGGCAAAGCAGCCAUGAAUGUGAGAGAGGAGCGUGGAGGUGAGAAGAUAGGGAGCAGUUCUCUUGUGUGGAAGGAGGUAAAGUAGCCACGAGUGUGAGAGAGGAGCUUACAGGUCAGAUGGGGAGCAGUUUGUCACAGCGUAGAAGGCACAGUGGAGAAAUGAGUGCCGAUGAGUAGGUGGAAUGCGUGUGGGAUAUGCUUUUCGCGGCCUCUUGGAUAAGAUCAAGUGUAGCAUCUGUUCUGGUCGGUUUAAUAUCUGAUCCGUGGUCCAUCAUUGGACCAUUUUUUUUAAUAAAAAGAAAAGAAAGUGUGUGGGAUGGAUGACUUCGCACUUGGGAGCUAGCAUGCCAAGCUUGUGCUUUCAUGGAUGCUUGUGGUCGGUGCAAAUGGUUUCAACGAUGGACCAAGCCGGUCAUGGUGUUCCAUUGAUGGACCAAGCCGCUCGUGGUACAAAGUGGUGACUGGAACCAAGCCGCUCAUCAUGGUUCAAUUGAUGGGCCAAGCCGCUUGUGGUACAAAGUGGUGACACCACGGGCAUGGUGUAAUUGAUGGACCAAGCUGCUUGUUGUACAACGUGGGGAGAUCAUGAUAAGGUUUGGAGAAGAGCGGAGGCAGGUUGCUUGGAUUUCCGCGUCGUAGAAGAAAAGAUGAUGCCGUUGUGUUGGGGAUGAAUCCGUGAGUCGGCAGGCACCCUUUGGGCUUUAUGAAUGAAGCACACAAGCAUAGGGUCACUUGGCAGCACAGCUGUGAGUAAUCCUCCUGGACCCACUCUACUCAGCUCAGGAUUACCUCAUGCAUAUGCCCGACUCUCGGUGCGUUUGUCGCUUUGCUGUUUGUCUUCAGCUCCAAAGAAGAGCGUGAAAGCCGAGCUUGAAUGCUGAGCUCAAAAGCUGAUCUCGAAAGCCGACCUCGAAAGCUGAGCUCAAAGCUGAGCUCAAAAGACGAGCUCGAAAGCCAGGCUCGAAAGCCGAGCUUGAAAAAGCCGAGCUUGAAAAAGCCGAGCUUGGAAGCAAGCAGAGCUCGAAAGCAGGGCUUGAAAGCAGAGCUUGAAAGCAGAGCUUGAAAGCAGAGCUUGAAAGCAGAGCUGAGGUCUCAGGAAUGGGUAUCAGGACACACACACACACACACACACUCUCUCUCUCUCUCUCUUUGACCCUGGGAGGGUGAGCAGGUGAGGUAGUCGAGAGGAGGGUCGAGGCUGGCAGGUAAGCAUGCAGCGGGCAAUGGAAUCUGGUGAUGGCCUGUGUCCACCGUCGGAUGGUGGAAGUCCCGUUGGCUCGGUAAGUAGCAGGGAGGCUUCCCAGAGUGCCCGCCGGUUAGACACAGUAUCUCAGCUUGACCCAAGUGCAGAGGUUACUGGGCAAGGAUCACCUUCCCCAGGGAUUGAUACUGUUGAGGGCACUACUGGGAGUGCGGAAUAUGUCCCUCGUGGCUGGGCUGACGCUGUGAAGAAUGGAGGGAGCCCUGGUGGGGUGGCAGAUGGGGCACAGGAUCUGAGUAGCUCGAGGAGGGAGAUCUCUCUGGAGAGGAGAGGAGAGGUUGGGUCAUAUCCCCCGCUCGAACGGGAAUUCGACCGCGUUUGGGCGGAGAACUCGAGGCGUGGGAAAUCGGGGAGCAAGAGGGGAGGGAGAAUGCGCGGAAGAGGAAACCCGAAGGCACAGGUUUCUCUGCUCGGGACUGACAGACAUGAAACCGUGGGUGGUGCCCCUAUGGUGUUGCACGAAAUGUUUGUUGAGCGCGUGAGUGCUGAUGUCAUCGACAUGGCAUAUGCUCAGGUCGGACAGGACGUGGAGGCAGCUAUCGGCGUUCUUCUGGACCUUUCACAGUACAGCGGGCCAAGCGAAGAAGUUGUGAAUGCGCAAGCAGAUGCGUCUGCAGUUGGCGGCAGCAGGACUUCUGCGCCUUCUGUGCCAGAGGGUGAAGUCUGGUCAGGUGAUGGGAAUAGCAACUUAGUGUCCGCACGUAGCAAGCAGGAAAAGGUGCCAGAGAGGAGGGCAAGCCAUGAUGGCCAUGAUGUCGUUGAGCAGAACAAGUUUAAGAGCGAGGAAUGCGGGGACUGUGGGUGGUAUAAACUUCCUACUGAAUGCCGGCUGAUGAUUUUCGGUCACCUUGCAUCGCGAGAAAUCGCGCGUGUAUCGCUGGUAUCCAAGGACUUCGCUGCAUAUGCAAGAGAAUUUAGGGCCAGGGUCACCUUUUUGACGCCUCCCAGGAUGGUGCGUGUGUCGGCGGUUGCAGAAAUGGUCGCAGCUUUUCCGAACCUGCGGUCCCUUAGCCUCAAGCGAUGGGGUCCCGACCUUCAGGGAUUCCGACGCAUCUUCGUCGCCGCCGCAGGGAUCCCUCUUUUUAGUCCGAAAUGCGAAGCGCAGUUGCGCCGUGUGGAUGACAGCUGGUUUGUGACGGCUUGCAAGAGGUCGUUAGGAUCAAUCGACCUGCGAAGCUGUCAGCAUCUGACAGAUGACGACAUAGGUACCCUCUGCCGCCUGCAUACAGGGUUGCAGAGCGUAGACUUGAGCCACUGUAAUGGGAUAUCGGAUUUCUCGCUGAAGCACCUAAGCCGUUUUCCUUCGGCAGGAGCGGGAGGCGAAAGGUCUCCGGGGAGCAGAAGGGGAGGAGGAGAGUACGCAAGCCCAAGCAGAAGUGAAGCGGCCAUACUCCCAGGGAGCCCGUCGACGGAUGGAGGACAUCCUGAUCAAGAGGAAGCAGGGAGGGUUGUGUUCCGCUUUGCAUCGUCACCUGGUGUCGCGGUGCCGUCUACAAGGGUUGAAGAAGGAGAACGCGGCGACAGUGACAGGGAUGGAGGAGGCAGCUUACCAAGCAGUAAUGACGAGGAACCGAGGGCAAGGCAUGCUGGCGGUGUGGAUCCCAUGUCCCCUGUGUCCUCCUCCCCGAGGGCUCGCAUGACUGAAAUUGUGGAAAGAGGGAUCGGGAGAAUGAUGGAGGGAGGCUUGUCGGCAUCGGACGAAGAUAACGACGGGGGGAUUGCAGUGGAGGGGCUGAAGUCGCUUUGCUUGAAGGGUUGUCAGGGUAUCAGCGGUAGGGGCUUGCAGAUGCUCCUCACGCAAGGGGUGUGCAAGGACUCCUUGACCUCGCUUGACGUGUCGGAGUGCCUUUCGUUGACGCGCACCGCUCUGCAGAUGUCAGGCAAAGUCGCUCUUCAGCGACUGCGCGCGAUGCGGUUACCGCAUCUGACAUCGGUGCCCGCGUCGCUCCUUUCUCCCAAUUUGAAGGAGCUAUACUUGGACAACAAUCCGCACUUACGAGAGGUCUGCUACAGUGGCCGAGUUCUCGAGUGCCUAAGUGUGACCAAUUGCCCUGAACUAAGUAGUCUGCAAGUGCAGGCGCCGCUGCUCUCGCAGCUGUACAUUGCUUCGUGCACCGCUUUGCGCAACAUAAGGGAUUUUCAAUGCCCUGCCUUGCGAAAGGUGAAUGCUUUCAUGUGUCGCACUCUCACCCGCGCAGCUGUCGAAACGGUUAUCCAAGACUCCACCUCGACUCUCUCGGAGCUCACGUUGUCGGGUUGCCAUGGCAUCGACUGGCUGAAUCUUCCGCACCGGGCGUUGUCGAGAUUGGAGGUCAAGGGGUGCGACGAACUUGUACGACUAAGCGCGGAAUCGAAGGUCCUGACAGAGUUUGACGCGCGCGGAAGCAAUAAACUCGAGGAGGUAUCUCUUGAGUCAGGACUGCUUACACGACUGCUCCUCAACAACUGUCGACAGCUGAGGGCUCUGAGCAUUCCCGUCUGGCGUAUCGUAGACACAUGCAGGGCGAAGAGACACACUUUGGCAGCGGCAUCGCCGGGCACUGACAAGUCCAAUUCAGUGACAAUUCAGCAGCAGCAAGGAAAGGGGAGGAAGGAAGGAAAGGGGUCGGGUGGGAGUCGAGCUUUGGCGAUGACAGAGUACCUGAUUGAGAUUGAUGUAAAUGGUUGCUGUCUUCCAGAAGAGGCACAAGAAAUGCUGCGAAGGCUGCGUGUGACAGACUGACACACACAUCCUGCCUGCCGAAGGUGGUGCUGUGGGCCUGCGGCCAGCUUUCUACGUGGCAACGAUCUCGUCCACGGUAUUGCCUGCCGCCCUGUGUGUGUUCACUACCGCUCUUCAUCACCAUCGCACAGGAUCGGUCUCCAGUUUCCCGUAUGGAUACGUCUUCUGCACUCGUUGUGAUAUGAGGGUGCUCGCUCUGCUUUCGUCGUCAGAAAAAAUAACAAAUAACAGAGUAUUGA